ACUGAAAUUGUGAUAACACUGUUGUGAGUGUUGUGUGUUAUUUUUGUAAGUUUCAAUUUUCAAUUUUAGAAUUGCGAAAAAAAGGAGAGUGAAAUAAAAUAUGCACUCGUUGAAUAUCGUCCAUAACAGAUUCACGAACUCCUUCGAUGAAUAUUAUUUAGUUAACUAUCAACAUUUUCUGAGCUAAUUUACUUAUUUUGUUUUUACACAGUAGUGAGUAGACUGAUUUCCUGGUCUAGAAAGGAGAAUACGUAUUAUUAAUUAGAAAUUUUGAGAACUAUUUACUUCUGAAAAACUAAGUACUCGUAUCUACUACUUUAGAUGAGGAGAAAAAACAAAAUGAAAUAAGUAAUGAGAAGAAAAAUAAUAAGAGAGUGAGAAUACAUAUCAUUUUUUAGCAUACACUCUUCGGCAUUUUGAAAAGUCAAUUCAUUCUUUCUAAUCUAAUCGAUUUCUAGAUCAGAGUGAUCAACUGAUCAUUCGUAUUUGUAUAAUGUACCUCGAUCAAAAUUUAUUCUUUUCAGAUUGAAGAAUUAAGUAGGUACCUAUAUCGUGAAAAUUUUUGCAAUGAGUUGCAAUAUCGCGAGCAAGAUUUGCAUACAGUUAUUAUAAGAAAUGAAAUGACAUGAUUGCAUAGGUACUGCAUAGAAAAAUUACUCAUUAGUCAUUUGUAAUGAAUAAUAAUUGAAACAAUUAAUAAAUUAAUAUCACAGGAAAUAGCGAAAUUAGACAGUAUGAAUCCAUUUUCAAGUAAAAAUUGUAAGUCUGUUAACAUGAUUAUCCUUAUGUGUGUGGGAAUGCGUUUUCAUUGGUCGGAGUAAAAUCCAAUUUUGCGGCGGCUAACGAUUAGUUGUGCUUGGACGCACGUUAUGUUCUUAUCACUUGUUUUUCGUUUCGUUCCUAAGCAAUCAUGUCAGGAUGUAAUUUUGGUUGUUCCUGGGCUGAUUGUUCAAGCGUUUUUACACGGAAAGAUGCCUUAAUGCGUCAUAUAAAGACAGUUCAUAGAAAUGAACGUAAUUACCUGUGUGAUCGUCUCAAAUGUGGACGUACGUUUUCCACUGUUUAUCUCCUACAACGGCAUAUCCAAGGUGUUCAUCAGAAAGAACGUAAUUUUUCCUGUGGCCAUUGUCAUAAAGCAUUUGCUCUACUGCAAAACUUACGUGCACACGAAGGAGCUGUUCAUGGAAAAAAAAUCAAAACCUCGCAUAAUACUAUACGUAUAGAAAAACAGUCUUAUGAAUGUGCUGAAUGCGGAUCUAAUUUUGUUCGAAGAAAAAGUUUGGUGGCUCAUUUAUCUGAAAUACAUGGGAACAAUGAACGUUUUGAGUGUCACACUUGCGGACGUAAAUAUAGCAGGAAGCGAAAUCUAAAGAAACACAUAAUUGACACACAUCAAGACCGAGUUCAUGGCACGUCCAAGAAGAAGAGUCGUUUCUACUGUGUUAUUUGCAACAAGUUGUUUCAAUUCCGCCAUCAACUAGAACAACAUUAUCAAGAAUUUCAUGAAAUCAAUUUUGAAACCGAGACACUUAAAUUUUCGUGUAAGGAAGAUUUCUUAGAUUGGAAAAAAAAGUUUGAAGACUGCUCAACGACUAGAUUCAGUUUAUCAAGAAAAUGUAAAGGGAAGUUUGUAUACGUAUGUCACCGGUCAGGUUUGAGGAAAGUCAAGUCAUGUAAUCGGAAAAGAGCGCAUAUUCUUCGAGGCUCAAAGAAAUUGCAUGGUGUGUGCCCAGCCUCUAUCACACUACAUCUGAACAGUGAUUCUUCCUGUGUUGCAACUUUUGUGAAAACUCAUGUGGGUCAUCAGUCAAAUGAUAAAUCCGAAUUGAAGCACUGUUUUCUCCGUCCAGAAGAUCGUGAGAAACUGGCAGGAAUGGUUGCAUCCGGCAUUCCAAAGCGUCGAAUUUUAAACGAUCAAUUGAAAAACUGCACAAAUCUCCUGUAUGAUUUUGAUCCCACUAGUGUUGCAAGAAAUGAUUUGCUCACUAAUAAAGAUCUAUGCAACGUGGAAAACACCUAUAAUGUGAAAACGAACGAGAAUUUCAUACGACUGUAUGACAAAGAUGCUGACAACGUGGAAGCAUUUGUUGAACAGUACAAAGACUGCGUUCUUCUGUACAAACGGAAAAAGGAAAAGUUGGACCCUGCGUACGAAGAUAUCAACGUUGCAGAUGACGAUAUCAUCUUGAUUUUUAUGUCUCCAACUCAAAAAAAAAUGCUGCAAAAACAUUCCAAUAUUGUGUGUAUGGACGGUACUCAUGGUACGAACCCAUAUGGGUUACUAUUACAUACGUUGCUGGUACUUGAUUAUGACGGUGAAGGCUUCCCAGCUGCCUUCGUUUUUAGCAAUAGAAACGACCAAGUUUUAAUUCAAAUAUUUGCUCGUUGCUUAAAACUACAUGUUGGUGAGAUCGUGCCAGAGGUGUUUAUGACUGACAUGCAAGAAUCAUAUGUCAAUGGUUGGUCAAAAGAAAUGGGCGUGCCAAAAACGGUGCUCCAUUGCAUGUACCACGUAAGGCAGGCGUGGAAAAAACACCUUCCGAAGUUCAACAAAGAAAAAAAAGAUGCCGAAAAAUACGCUCAACGAAAAAAAUUGAAGCAGGACUUAUACGAAUUGUCGGUCGAGACAUGCAAAGAAACAUUUGAUGAAAAACUUGAAGAAUUCCUGCUACCGAGCGAUGAUGAGAAAAUUAAUGAUUUUCUUACUUACUUUCAACGAGAAUAUUGCAGUAAAGAGAAAUUUAAACAUUGGGCAUAUUGCUACAGGUUGAACGCUGGUGUGAAUACAAACACUCAUCUUGAGUCUUUUCACAAAACUUUGAAAUAUGUUCAUGGCUGCGGACGCAAUAUGAAAGACUUGUUCUCUGGACUAAAUUUAGUUCUACAAUUUGUCCAAGCUCAAAUUGUUUCAUCCUGCAACAAAAUUGUACGUGGAAAAAUUACGCCUCGCCUUGCGGCCUUGAGAAAAGCACAUAAAACAUUCGAUAAAUUUCGGAAUGAUGUGUCGAUUUCUAUGACAGAAGAGUCUCAUGUAUAGUUAGUAGAGUCGUUCAGAGCAACAGAAGACCAGUGUGUGGAAAUGUAUACCGUUUGUAAAAUACGCCAGACUUGUCCAGCCGAAGAAGAUCCGGAAAUUGGAGCUUGUUACCUUGUAUGUGAUGAGUGUGGUGAUUGUGCUCACAAAUAUUCAUGCUCGUGUAUUGAAAAUGCCAUUAGAAGUCAUAUGUGUAAGCACAUACAUGCUGUGCUCCGUAAUGUACAACAAGAGGAACAUGCACACAGCGAACCAAUGCCGACUUCGAAUGAAAUUACUUUGCCGAUCUCAAAUGAAAUUCCACCACCAAUCUUGAACGAAAUUCCAUCGCUGAAUUUAAAUGAAAUUCAAUUGCCGAUUUCAACUGAAGAGAGCAAUAAUUCUCAAGUAGAAUCUUCAAGCAAAAAAGGUAUUUUCAUCAUUUCAUCUUGUAGUAUUUUAAUUAAUUUAUUAACAUGUGAAUUGUUGAAUCUAUAAAUUAGUAAAUACCUAUGUGGUAUUUAUAGAUGGUUGAUCCAUAAAUUACAUUUUUUUACCUGUGGUACUUAUAGAUGGUUGAUCCAUAAAUUAUAUCGUUUUUUAUAUAAUGUAGUAUUUGUGGAUGGUUGUUGGUUGAUCCCAGGGUUGUACAAAAACGUGUGUUUUUUGAAGAAAAAAAAACAUUUCUUUUGUUGAAAAUUUUUUAAAUUUUGAAACAGUUUUUUUCUCAAACACGUUUAAAAUGUGUUUUAAACACAAAUUCAUCUGUUUUGGGUUCACCAGUCAUCAAUUUUCAAGAUGUGACGUCAUAAAAUAGCCAUAAGGGUAAAGAAAUAUUGAAAAAUUGUAACCAAAACAUAAAAUUUGUCUCUAAAAAUACAGUUUGUUCAAUUUCACUUUUUUUCAACAAAAAAAUGACGUGUUUUUUAAGGAAAUUGGAGUUGAAAAAAACAUGUUUAAACAAAAAAAAAAAAGAAACACUAUUUGAAACGUUUUUUUUUCCGUUUUUUGUUUAAAACGUCGUUCUAUUUUUUUUUCAUUUGUUUUAAACGUGUUUAAAAAAUUUUUGUUUUAAACAUGUACAACCCUGGUUAAUCCAAAAAUUAUUUUAUGCCUACAUGGUAUUUUUAGAUAAUUAUUUUAUACUUAUGGUAUUUUGUAGAUGGUUGAUCCAUAAAUUAUUUUAUACCUACAUGGUAUUUUUAGAUAAUUAUGUUAUACCUAUGGUAUUUUGUAGAUGGUUGAUCCAUAAAUUAUUUUAUACCUACAUGGUAUUUUUAGAUAAUCGUUUUGUACCCAUAUGGUAUUUUUAGAUAGUUGAUUCAUACGUUAUUGUUUAUGACAUGACUUAUGACGAACCAUUUUUAAAAAAUAGAGUAUUUACAUAAUGAACACUUCAAUUUCUUUUUGUACUCCUUUUUUUGCAGUUGAAUUUUUAAAACGUAAAAAGGAUACUUGGUGUCGUCAGCUUAUAGAAACGUCCUAUAAUCUUGAAGAAUUAGAGAUAAUUGAUCGCUACGCACGAAACCUUGAUGCAGCGCUACAUUCAUCAAGAGUCAGGAAAACAUCAUCUUUGCCAGAAAAAAGUAGUGUUUUAAAAAAAAUCGCAAAACAAAAACGUUUCUAACCUAAAAUGUUUACAAAAUCUUAGCGCUACAGAUGGUAAAAUAAUGGCUUGAUUACGUUAUUCAUUUCAGGGUUGUACAAAAACGUGUUUUAAAAAAAAAACGUUUUUUUUUUCGUUUAAAACGUUCUUUUUUUGUUUUAAAACAGCUUUUUUCUCUUGUUUAAAACUGUAUGUUGAAAACGCGUUUAAAAUGUGUUUUAAACACAAAUUCAUCUGUUUUGGAUUCAUGAGUCAUCAAUUUUCGAGAUGAGUAUGACGUCAUAAAAUAGCCAUGAGGCUAAAGAAAUAUUGAAAAAUUGAAAUCAAAACACAAAAUUUGUCUCUAAAAAUACAGUUUGUUCAAUUUCACUUUUUUUCAACAAAAAACUAAAAAAAAAACGUGAUUUUUUUAGGAAAUUGGAGUUGAAAAAAACACGUUUAAAACAUCAAACAUCCUUCUGUUUUUUUUUUUCAUUUGUUUUAAACAUGUACAACCUUUGAUUUAUUUUUUGUUAAAUUUUGUACAUUUUGAUUUAUUUACCUUACGAGUUGUAGGAGUAUGCAGCUACAGUCCUAUUUUUUAAAACACUUUUUCACGCUUAGUUUUAUAUAUAAAUGGUGCCAAAAACCUAUUUUCAUAUUUUGUUUUACUUUUUUACCUUGGUGCUAAAAAUAUACCUGAUUCCUUUAUUAAGUAUAAGUGGUACCAAAAAUGUAUUUUUUGUUACUUUUUAGUUGUUUACCUACUUUUGUAUGAUAUGGAGCCAACAAGGUAAUUUUUAUGAUAUAAUUAUAUCUUACGUUUUGUUACUUGUUUGAAAUAUGAAUAAUUGUGGUGCCAAAAAAUGUUCGUUGUUCUUUUUUAAUUUUAGGUAUACAAUUAAGACGUACUUUGACUUUGAUAAUUUUUCAUAUUGUUGUUAUAACUGACAAUAAAUAAUGUUCCUUUUUUUCAAUGA
Molecule: messenger RNA, 5578 nt
Organism: Planococcus citri (citrus mealybug)
Lineage: Eukaryota; Metazoa; Arthropoda; Insecta; Hemiptera; Pseudococcidae
Exons: 7
Coding region: 911-3037 (708 amino acids)
Source: RefSeq, a predicted model, not a curated record